CUCUUUCGCCGUUUCCCGGUUCCCCGGGUCCAGCCCCGCCCGCCGCACCUGCACACCAGGAUAUUUUACUUCAGACAACAUGGUGAAAUUAAUUCAUACAAUAGCCGAUCACCGUGAUGAUGUCAACUGCUGUGCUUUCUCUUUUUCCCUCCUGGCAACUUGCUCCUUGGACAAAACAGUUCGCCUGUACUCCCUAAGUGACUUCACUGAACUGCCAUAUUCUCCGUUGUUGUUCCACACCUACACUGUCCACUGCUGCUGUUUCUCCCCUUCAGGACAUGUUUUGGCUUCAUGCUCCACAGAUGGUACAACUGUCCUGUGGAAUACUCAGAGCGGACAGAUAUUGACGGUGAUGGAACAGCCCAGUGGGAGCCCUGUGAGAGUUUGCCGCUUUUCCCCAGACUCCACUUGUUUGGUAUCAGGCGCAGCGGAUGGAACCAUUGUUAUGUGGAAUGCACAGACAUAUAAGUUACAUAGAUAUGGUAGUGUUAAGGAUGGCUCCUUAGUGGCCUGCACAUUUUCUCCUAAUGGAAACUUCUUUGUCACUGGCUCCUCAUGCGGAGAUUUAACAGUGUGGGAUGAUAAAAUGAGGUGUCUGCAUAGUGAAAAAGCCCAUGAUCUUGGAAUUACCUGCUGCGAUUUUUCCUCACAGCCUAUUUCUGAUGGAGAACACGGUCUUCAGUUUUUUCGUUUGGCAACAUGUGGUCAAGAUUGCCAGAUCAAAAUUUGGGUUGUUUCUUUUACCCAUACUUCAGGUUUUGAAUUAAAAUAUAAAAGUACACUGAGUGGGCACUGUGCUCCUGUUCUGUCAUGUGCUUUUUCUCAUAAUGGACGGAUGCUAGUCUCGGGGUCAGUUGAUAAGUCUGUGAUCGUGUAUGAUAUUAAUACUGAGAAUAUACUUCACUUGUUGACUCAGCACACCAGGUAUGUCACAACUUGUGCAUUUGCACCAAAUAGCCUCUUACUUGCUACUGGUUCAAUGGACAAAACAGUGAACAUCUGGCAGUUUGACCCAGGAACACUUGCCCAAGCAAGAAGCACAGAAUAUCAACCUAAGCUGUUUACUGAAAAUUGGUCAGAAGAUGAUGUCUCAACGUGGCUUUCUGCUCAAGGUUUAAAAGAACUCGUAGAUAUUUUCAAAAUAAAUAAUAUUGAUGGAAAAGAACUGCUGACUCUUACAAAAGAAAGUCUGGCUGAUGAUUUGAAAAUUGAAUCUCUAGGGCUGCGCAGUAAACUUAUGAGGAAAAUUGAAGAACUCAGGUCAAAGAUGAAAUCCCUUUCUUCUGAAAUUCCUGAUGAAUUUAUAUGUCCAAUAACUAGGGAGCUUAUGAAAGAUCCUGUCAUUGCAGCAGAUGGAUAUUCAUACGAAAAGGAAGCAAUGGAAAAUUGGAUCAAGAAAAAGAAACGCACAAGUCCCAUGACAAAUCUUGUUCUUCCUUCAUUAGUACUCACACCAAACAGGACUUUGAAAAUGGCCAUCAAUCGAUGGCUUGAGACACAUCAGAAAUAAAAUGGUCUAUAUUGCUUCAUAUUAUUUAUAUUUUCCAGUGAUCUCAUUUUUUUUGAAAGGAAAGGCAAAACAAGAGAAAGGUAAACAUCUAAACUUAGUUACCUCUAAAAUUGUCU
This is a messenger RNA of Sorex fumeus (smoky shrew), 1626 nucleotides long. RefSeq names its product WD repeat, sterile alpha motif and U-box domain containing 1 (gene WDSUB1). The coding region runs from base 80 to 1510 and encodes 476 amino acids. NCBI's taxonomy places the organism in Eukaryota, Metazoa, Chordata, Mammalia, Eulipotyphla, Soricidae. The record is from RefSeq and is a predicted model, not a curated record. The transcript is spliced from 11 exons. Gene Ontology annotation, molecular function: protein binding; ubiquitin-protein transferase activity. Gene Ontology annotation, biological process: protein ubiquitination.